Molecule: messenger RNA, 2463 nt
Organism: Periophthalmus magnuspinnatus
Lineage: Eukaryota; Metazoa; Chordata; Actinopteri; Gobiiformes; Gobiidae
Product: taste receptor type 1 member 1-like
Exons: 6
Coding region: 1-2463 (820 amino acids)
Biological process (GO): G protein-coupled receptor signaling pathway
Cellular component (GO): membrane
Molecular function (GO): G protein-coupled receptor activity
Source: RefSeq, a predicted model, not a curated record
AUGACCUCUCUCAUAGCUGCUCUGUUUUUAAUGGAUUACAUUUUAUCGUCAGUCUCUCCGUGCACUGUCACUGACUCUGAGUUUAGUCUGGCUGGAGAUUUUCUGAUUGGAGGACUUUUUGAUGUUCAUGACGUGACUGAGGAGGUUUCUCAACAUAUGCCUGAAGCUAUCAACUGCUCACAACAGCCGUUCAUCUUGUCCAACUACCGGAAGUUUCAGGUCAUGCGAUUAGGCGUAGAGCAGAUCAAUAAUUCCACACAGCUCCUUCCUGGCGUCACUCUGGGAUAUGAGAUCUUUGACCACUGCUCGGACAUCAAUGCUUUCCCUGGGAUCUUUGACUUCAUAUCAGUCAAUGAGUCAGUGGAGCCCUGGCCUGAGCCUCAGGGGUCAAAACUGCCUAAAGUCAUAUCAGUGGUCGGAACCUUCUCCAGCACGAAAACCCGCACUAUUGCGCCGCUCUUCACGAUGGACUUUAUUCCUAUGGUCAAUUAUGGAUCCUCAAGUUCAGCUUUCUCAGAAAAAGUCAAAUAUCCCACGGUUCUACGGACAGUGCUUCCAAAUCAGCGGACGGUAGAAGCCAUUGUCGCCAUCCUGCUUCACUUCAGAUGGCACUGGGUCGCUUUCCUCAACAGUAAUGAAGAAUAUGGCACAGACGGCGAGAACUUAUUUUCCAAAGCAAUCAAAAACACUAAGAUCUGCAUGGCUUACAAUAAAGUUGUAGACGCUGUGACUAACCAUUCUGAAGUAUUCCGCCGGAUAGAGAACCAGAAGAUAAACGUGAUUAUAGUUUUUACACCAGAAAGAAUUGCUACAAUGAUAACCAGGGCAGCCUUAUAUCUCAAAGUUAACAAGAAGGUUUGGAUAGCUACAGACCCAUGGGCACUCAACAGGAACAUUAUGGAAACACCAAACAUAGACGCUAUAGGAACUGUGAUUGGGCUGGUUGAGCCAGAGUUAGAAAUUCCAGGAUUUUCUGAAUUUAUCUCCUCUUUAAAAGCUGAGCGUGCACAGUGUGAAGUGGGCAAAGAGCGAGUUUGUAACCAGGUGUGUGCCUGUAAUGAGGUGAGUGCAGAGGACAUAAUCGAAGCGGACCCUUCCUACUCCUUUCCAGUGUACGCAGCAGUGAACAUAAUCGCUCACGCCUUACACAACCUGCUGCAGUGUGAGACUGGCCGAUGUAAUACCAAUGUGACCAUUUACCCAUAUAUGGUUCUGGCAGAGCUACAGAAGUCCAACUUUACUCUGUUGAACCAGAGCAUUCAGUUUAAUGAAAAUGGAGACCCAAAGUUUGGAUCAUACUCUAUUGUUUUCUGGAACAACAAAAAGGCAGACGAAGUCGGCUAUUACAAAUUCUACCCAUUUGCUGAUUUUCAUAUCAAGAGCUCAGAGAUUCAGUGGUACACGAAUGGACAGGUACCAACUUCACUCUGCUCCCCAGACUGCCCUGCAGGGCACGUAAGACAACAAACUGGGAUCCAUAAAUGCUGUUUUGACUGUGUCAUUUGUCCUAAUGGAACCUACAUCAAUAUCACAGUGGACCCCUAUACUUGUGUCUCCUGUUCAGCAACAGAGUGGUCUACACCAGCGAGCACCUCGUGUCUGCCCAGAUUGGUAGAGUUUGUCUCAUUUGAGGAUGCUGCUGCCAUAGUGAUCAUGGUUGGAACAGUGAUUUUCGUGGCCCUCUCUCUCCUGACCGCUGUGCUCUUUAGCCUGAACUACAACACUCCAGUGGUGAGAUCUGCUGGUGGACCCAUGUGCUUCCUGAUUCUCGGCUGCCUCUGUCUCUGCAGCAUCAGUGUCUUCUUCUACUUUGGUAAACCACAACAGUCUUAUUGUAUUAUGAGGCUUUUGCCAUUCGUUUUGUUCUACACAGUGUGCUUGGCCUGCUUUGUUGUGCGCUCCUUUCAGAUAGUUAGCAUCUUUAAAAUAGCAGCUACGUAUCCGUCAGUACAGAGGUGGUGGAUGAAAUAUCAUGGACAAUGGUUGGUCAUCGCAGUUGCAUUUAUACUACAAGUACUGUUCCUUCUGAUAACAUAUACAACUGCUCUUCCAAAGCUUUAUAAUGAAACUGUAUGGUACCCCGACCAGAUUGUUCUUGCUUGUGAGACUGAUUUAACAGCUUAUGGUGGUUCAAUGGCUCUGUUUGUUGUACUGUGCUUCCUCUGCUUUCUCUUCUCAUACAUGGCAAAAGAACUCCCAAAGAACUACAAUGAAGCCAAAGCUAUCACCUUUUGUCUACUUCUGCUGACACUGACUUGGAUCAUCUUUGCCACUAUCUUCAUUCUCUACAGAGGAAAGCACCUGCAGACACUUAAUGCUUUAGCCAUGCUCUCCAGUCUGUAUUCUUUCCUUUUAUGGUAUUUUCUUCCAAAAUGUUGCAUUAUACUUUUCCAACCUGAGAAAAAUACACAGCAGUACUUUCAGGGUUUAAUACAGAGUUACACAAAAACAAUUAGCCAAUAA